This is a messenger RNA of Chanos chanos (milkfish), 3596 nucleotides long. It is a transcript of the gene taf2, whose product is annotated as TAF2 RNA polymerase II, TATA box binding protein (TBP)-associated factor. Gene Ontology annotation, cellular component: transcription factor TFIID complex. The coding region runs from base 1 to 3585 and encodes 1194 amino acids. Gene Ontology annotation, biological process: transcription initiation at RNA polymerase II promoter. The transcript is spliced from 26 exons. The record is from RefSeq and is a predicted model, not a curated record. NCBI's taxonomy places the organism in Eukaryota, Metazoa, Chordata, Actinopteri, Gonorynchiformes, Chanidae. Gene Ontology annotation, molecular function: chromatin binding; transcription cis-regulatory region binding; RNA polymerase II general transcription initiation factor activity.
AUGAACCGAAAGAAGGAUAAAGGGUUUGAGAGUCCACGACCAUACAAAUUGACCCAUCAGGUGGUGUGCAUCAACAACAUCAAUUUCCAGAGGAAAUCUGUGAUAGGAUAUGUUGAGUUGACCAUCUUCCCCACGGUUGUGAACCUGAACCGAAUCAAACUGAACAGUAAGCAGUGCCGAAUCUACCGGGUCCGAGUGAAUGACCUGGAGGCUCCGUUUAUUUACAACGACCCGACGCUGGAGGUCUGCCACCACGAGUCCAAACAGAGGAACCUAAACUAUUUCUCCAGUGCCUACACGGCAGCUGUCAGUGCUGUGGACCCAGAUGCAGGCAAUGGAGAGCUGUGUAUUAAAGUGCCUUCUGAGCUGUGGAAACAAGGAGAUGAGAUGAAGGUGUUGAAGGUGUACAUCGAGUUCUCCCUGGACCAGCCCAAGGGAGGUCUGCACUUUGUGGUGCCGGACGUGGAGGGCAGCAUGGCGGAGAGAGGAGCUCACGCCUUCUCCUUCGGCUACCAGAACUCCACGCGGUUCUGGUUUCCCUGCGUGGACUCUUACUCGGAGCUGUGCACGUGGAAGUUGGAGUUCACGGUGGAUGCGUCCAUGGUGGCGGUGUCGUGUGGAGAUCUGGUGGAAACGGUUUACACCCACGACAUGAGGAAAAAAACCUUUCACUACAUGCUGCCCAUCCCCACCGCCGCACCCAACAUCUCAAUGGCUGUGGGGCCCUUCGAGAUACUGGUUGACCCUUACAUGCAUGAGGUCACUCAUUUCUGCCUCCCUCAGCUGCUGCCUUUGCUGAAACACUCCAUGUCCUACCUGCAUGAGAUCUUUGAGUUCUACGAGGAGAUCCUCACCUGUCGCUACCCUUACUCCUGCUUCAAAACCGUCUUCGUAGACGAGGCCUACGUCCAGGUGUCCUCAUACGCAUCUAUGAGUAUUUUCAGUACAAACCUGCUCCACAGUGGCAUGAUUAUAGACCAGACUCCGCUGACCCGCCGUUGCCUGGCCCAGGCUUUGGCACAGCAGUUCUUUGGCUGUUUCAUCUCCCGUAUGUCCUGGUCCGAUGAGUGGGUUCUAAAGGGGAUCUCCGGAUACAUAUACGGUUUAUACCUGAAAAAGACGUUCGGCGUGAACGAGUAUCGCCACUGGAUCAAAGAGGAACUGGACAAGAUCGUGGACUAUGAGCUGAAGACAGGGGGAGUUCUGCUGCAUCCGACCUUCAGCGGGGUCAAGGAGAAGGACAAUCCAACUCCUCACCUGCAUUUCUCCAUUAAACACCCUCACACGUUGUCCUGGGAGUACUAUAAGAUGUUUCAGUGUAAGGCCCAUCUGGUGAUGAGACUGAUUGAGAACAGGAUCAGUAUGGAGUUUAUGCUACAGGUGUUUAACAAGCUGCUGAGUUUGGCCAGCACAGCCUCAUCCCAGAAAUACCAGUCACACAUGUGGAGUCAGAUGCUGCUGUCCACAUCUGGCUUCCUUAAGUCCAUCUCCAACGUGUCGGGCAAAGACAUCGGCCCCCUCAUCAAACAGUGGGUCGACCAGAGCGGGGUGGUGAAGUUUUUUGGCAGUUUCGCCUUCAACAGGAAGAGGAAUGUUCUGGAACUGGAGAUUCGGCAGGAUUACACCUCGUCCGGAACGCAGAAAUACGUGGGUCCGAUAAAGGUGACGGUUCAGGAGCUGGAUGGCUCUUUUAAUCACACCCUACAGAUUGAAGAGAACAGCCUGAAACAUGACAUCCCAUGUCACUCAAAGAGCAGAAGAAACAAGAAGAAGAAAAUCCCUCUCAUGAACGGGGAAGAAGUGGACAUGGAUCUGUCAGCCAUGGACGCCGACUCUCCUCUGCUGUGGAUCCGGAUCGACCCGGACAUGUCCAUCCUGCGGAAGGUGGAGUUCGAGCAGCCGGACUUCAUGUGGCAGUACCAGCUGCGGUACGAGCGGGACGUGGUGGCCCAGGAGGAGGCGAUCGGCGCCCUGGAGAAGUUCCCCACCCCGGCCUCUCGCCUCGCCCUCACCGACAUCCUGGAGCAGGAGCAGUGCUUCUACAAAGUCCGCAUGCAGGCCUGUUUCUGCCUGGCCAAGAUUGCCAAUGCCAUGGUCAGCACUUGGACAGGACCUCCUGCCAUGAAAUCUCUCUUCACCAGAAUGUUCUGCUGUAAGAGCUGCCCCAACAUCGUCAAGACCAACAACUUCAUCAACUUUCAGAGCUACUUCUUACAAAAGACCAUGCCUGUCGCCAUGGCUUUGCUCAGAGACGUUCAGAGCCUGUGUCCCAAAGAGGUCCUGAACUUCAUACUGGACCUCAUCAAAUACAAUGAUAACAGGAAGAACAAGUUCUCGGACAAUUACUAUCGUGCCGAGUUGAUUGACGCGUUGACCAAUUCGCUCACCCCUGCCAUCAACAUCAAUAACGAGGUCCGUACGGUAGACAACCUGAACGGCGACGUGCGGCUCAUCCUCGAGGAGGUCACGCGUUUCCUGAACAUGGAGAAGCUCCUGCCCAGUUAUAGAAACACCAUUACUGUCAGCUGUCUCAGGGCGAUCCGGAUGCUGCAGAGAAACGGGCACAUUCCCAGCGAGCCCGGGCUGUUCAAGUCCUACGCUGAGUACGGACACUUUGUGGACGUGAGGGUAGCCGCCCUGGAGGCUGUGGUGGAUUACACGAGAGUUGACAGGAGCUCCGUAGAACUGCAGUGGCUCCUUAACAUGGUGCAGAACGACCCCGUGCAUUACGUCAGACACAAGAUUCUCAGCAUGCUGUGGAAGAAUCCGCCGUUUACCAAAGCAUCCGAGUCCUCCCUGUGUAACGAGGCUCUGGUCGACCAGCUCUGGAAGCUGAUGAACUCAGGGACCUCACAUGACUGGCGUCUGCGGUGUGAUGCAGUGAACCUGUAUCACACCCUGUUUGGGUUGACCAGGCCGUCCUGUCUGCCCUUGCCCGAGCUGGGCCUGGUUCUGAACCUGAAGGAGAAGAAAGCCGUGCUCAACCCCACCAUCAAACCAGAGCAGUGCUCCGCUGGCCCCGAACCCCCACCUGCCGUCGGCUUCUCCAGCAACCUGGAGGAGGAGCACGUUGUCAUAGAAACGCCUCUGAGCGGCGUCGCCAUGGCACCCCAGGGUCUGAAGAGGAAGGCAGAUACUCCCUUGGGCUCGCCCCCAGAACCGGGGCAGGUUCUACAGGAUGAGCCGAAUGCCAAAGGCCCGGUCAAGAGCAGGGAGGAAGAGGAUAUUGACAUGGACACAGUGCAUGAUAGUCAGGCCUUUAUUUACCACCAUCUCAACAUGCUGGAGAGACCCUCCACACCGGGUAAAGAACCUCCUACAGUGGAGCUGUCCAUGCCAGCCACGCCCCUUCCUGCCUUCACCAAGGAAACAAGCUCCUCCUCCAAGCACGGCGGAGGCAGCGACCACCAUCAUCACCAUCACCACCAUCACGAGCACAAGAAGAAGAAGAAAAAACACAAACACAAACACAAGCACAAACACAAACACGAGAGCAAGGACAAGGACCGCGACCGCGACACGCAUGCUUUCAGCAACAGCCCGGCCAGCGGCCGAUCCAUGCGCUCCCCGUCUCUGUCUGACUGAGAAAGGACACA